AAUAGCCGAGUUUAGGAAGUUGGCAGAAUUUGUAGCUCCUUUCUUUUUUUCCGUUCGCAGUAUUAGGAUUUUUACCUUCACCCCCGCCACCACAAAAAAAAGAAAUUCUCCGCCCACCCACCUCCCGUCUAAAAAAAAUUCCCAACAGCGGCAAAAAAAAUAGUGGCGGAAGCGCCGGGUUUGAGACAAAGGGAGUGGGGCUGCCUGCUCGAAGUGGGAUACUGGAACCGGGAAAAAGCGGAGAGGAUCUGGAAAAGAGAUUAGAUUUCGCUUCUCUCUCAUCAAUUUUAUGGUUAAUGUCAAGCGGCUCCAUUGUGGGAGAAGAGGCACGUCAGCCAGCCAUAAAUUUGAGAGCGGAGUGGCAGCGCAGAACGCAUCUGUUUGACCGAGUUCAUUCCCUCUUUUACUGUAUGGAGACAGGUAGAAUCCUGUUUGCACACCAAUCCUUAACAAAACAGAGGCAACCCGGGACAAAAUACAAACCGUGCAGAUAUUUACAACUGGGCUUUCUCUAGGAAACAGUCUCGAUCUGCCGCCUGCAUCGAUCGCCUUGAGGAUGGCAGGCUCGGCUGGCUGUGCAAGCGGACACUCAGAUGAGCUCAGAUCAGCCUGAAUCCCUCCCGGAGACCCGCCCGGAUUUGUGGAUCUUUACACUGGGGGUGAUCUCGGCUCCGUUAUGGACGGCAGGGAAUUCGCUCCUCCUCCCCACCUCCUGUCUCAUGCGCUCGGCGUGGAGGCAGCUAGGGAGCGCGGCGCCUUGGCGCACCGAGCCGUCGGACGGAUCGCCUCGACCGGCCACAGCACCGCACCGCACCCGGCUCACUUUCAACCUGCAAAAUACUUCCCAUCUCCGCUCCCCAUGGCUACACAUUCAGGCAACGCAUUGAUGGGAAAUUCAUCAGCCACGUUCAUGGGAAGUUUCCUAGCCAGCAGCUUGGGGUCAGCACCUGCUCAUCCUGCGGGACCCACGUCUUCCCCCUCGGAGCCCGCCUUUCGAAGUCCACACUCAGCGACAUCACAGAUCUGGUUUUCCCACUCCCACGAAGUCCCAGGAUAUUCCAGGUUUUCAAGCAGUUUGGCCUCCACUUUCCUUCCAAUGAGCCACCUGGAUCACCAUAGUAACGGCAACAAUGUACUUUAUGGCCAACACAGGUUCUAUGAUACGCAGAAAGAUGGUUUCUAUCUGAGGAAUUUACCUGGACAGCCAACCCUGCUCUCGACCAACCAUAGUUUUCCUUCAAUUUCCCGAGCCACACCCAGUCAUCCCAUUGGUUCCUGCAGCCGAGACAGAGAGAUGAGCCACUCCCACAAAACGAUCAAGGAAACUGACAGACUCCUGACCUCAAAGGAACCUAAUAAAGAAAGGAUGAGUAAAAAUGAAGCCAACUCAUUGAACAGUCAAAGAACACACAAGGAGAGACAUUCAGAAGACGAUGGAAAAGACAGGCAUAAAAUUGUGCUGCCUCUGACACCAGAUGUCAGAUGCAAAGAAGACAUAACAAAUAUGCAUAAUAGCAUGUGCGAGAACAGAAAUAAACACUUCAAUAGCUGUUUAACAAACUCCAAAGUUAUGAACGGAGAUUCCAAUAAGACUUUAUUAGCAAGCUGCACUAAUAUUGGUGGGAUUUUACCGAGGCAAAUGGACAUCCAUACCCCAGGCAGGUGUACCAAAGAAAGCUUAAGGUUUGAGAGGGAUUUCCGAGAAAACGGCCCAUCUGGACCAGUGCAUGUCGAGUGCUCAGAUAGUUGGCAAACCCCGCACCAUUCUGUUGCGUACUCUGUUCCUUCUUCCCUGUCCAACAUUCCUUCAUCAUCUAGCACAGCCUCUGGAACAUUCCCCUGUUUGCAGGUUCAUUCCAACUUAGACCUUUUUUACCCUACUCAAGAUAAGGCCAGCAGGGAGCUCAAGGUCACUGGUCCUACGUACGUGCCUUCAGUGGGACACUUCAGUGACAAAAGCCGACCAUUUCAAGUCACUGCAGAAAACUGCAAGGUCAACCGAAAUAUGGGGAAGGAGAAGACGCAUGACAAAAGCACAGAGAGGUCUGAUAUUGGGACUGUUCCUAAUUCGCACACAUCUCUGAAGCUCGAUGGUAAAGGAAUGGACUGGCCCCACAAUUCAGCCAUAAAAUCCAAACAACAGUGUGUUAGCAGCACUGGUGCACAGAUGGUGAUGCCAUUCACACCUCAGGCAGCCAAGGGCCCCUCAGGGAAAGGUAGCACUUACGUAAUGCCACAGUCUCAGGAUUGUUUCUGUUCGAAGGAGCUGGAGACAUGCUGUGCCAAACUUACCCAUUCCAGUUACAUGCUGGACCGGGAACAUGGCAGUGACGCACACGAGAAAGCUUCAAAAGAUUCACAGGGGCAGAAAGUGGCCAGGAUACGGCACCAGCACCAUAAGCUUCCUGAGGUGGAGCACAUAGCAAGUGGUUCGGAGAUAAAGAGAAGGCCACCAGAGCUCAGUUGUAUGAGCUACAAUGGAUCUCACAUACCAUCAUGGCAGAGUCCUCAGAUUCCAAUGGGCGAAGACAGGAAAAGUUCCUAUCUUGACCCUUUCAGUUCAAGUUUACAACAGGCAGCAAUGUUGUCACAAGGGUCUGUGCUCAACCAAGACAUGUUAGGUCAGACUGAUGAAGUCUCAGCCAUGAAGAGUCUACUAAAAUACAGCAGCUCAUUUCCCCCAGGCACACAGGCAUUGAUCGUUGGCCAGAAGACCCCUUUCGGAGGCCUGGGAAACAUCCGGGCCAGCUGUGUCCAUCAGGAGAUCAAAUUCCAAAGUGGGAAAUCGAACCUCGAUUUGGAGCGUCCAGACUGUGCCAAAGGAAGGGAAAGCGAGUCAUCUCAGGGUGACGGUGAGGUACGGCAGCCUCCAGUUGGCAUUGCAGUGGCUGUUGCAAGACAAAAAGACAACCAGAACAAGCAUGAUCUGCCUUGUAGUGCAGAGUCCAACAGACAGCACCGGCAUCUUCCCGGCUUAAAAGGAUCAUCACGCUCUGCCUAUGUCAUAGAUCUUGAAGCAGAGGAAGAAAACAAUCAUUUUCGUGAGGAAAGAAUGGGGCUGUCACGUUUAGACAGGGAAAGGGAUCAGCUACUUCGGGAAAACAAGGAACUUGUGGACUUUGCACGAAUCCGUCCAUCUAAUGGUUGUCCUGGAGACCUAAAUGCAAACCUGAUGGUCACUGGAGGGUCAUCUUUGCAAGCUAACCAACUAGGAUCUGAUCCCAAUGCACAUCCUCACCUUACGCCUCCACAUUGGCUUCCAAGGACAGGCAGCCCCUCAGUGUGGAUGGGUGGGCAUUCAUAUGGAAUCGGUCACCCAGCUCUGCAUUCAAAUCUACCACCUGGAUUCCCAGCAUCGAUGCCAAGUGCCAUGCAGACAGUAUUCCCACUCUCCCAAGAUCCCUCAGCCCAGCUUGUUAUCCUUCCCACUGAGCCACCAGCACCACACCCAACUCCUCAUCACCUCGCUGAAGUAAUGGAUCCUGCACAUUCUCUCUGGCCUCCUAUCUACCCGGCGAGAGCGCCCACAUCACAUAUGCAGCAUCCAGGACAGCUCUCGGUCUACCCUCGCUCCCCACUUCUUCGACAACAGGAACUCUACAUGCUGCAACAACAGCAACAACAACAGCAACAACAGCGGGCACAAGCACUUGAACUCCAACGGCACUCACAACUUGUGGAUCAUCGGAAGGCAGAUGAACGUCGGUUAGAAGCCGAAGAACAUACUCUGGAGAGGAAUAGGAGGUCAAACAAAGCAGUUUCCUUAAGCUCUCCCAAGAAUCUUUCUUCACCUGUCAUACUGCCAUCCAGUAUGUGUUCUGCCAAACUUUCACCAUGCCACCAUUCUCCAUCUCUUGGACCCAAGUCAGGGAGCCCCACCCCCCAGCCCAAUGCUGUGUGUGCUUUACCUUCUUGUCCUUCUUCAGAUCCUGCCACUGUCCCACAAUCCUCAGCAGUCAGCCCUCCUUCCCAGAAUUCCACAGAAAAUCAAACAGCUGAAAAGCGAGUGGAGAGACAACCACCUCAACAUUAUCCAGGAUCUUUUGAGCCAGAUCUCCCGCCUGGCUACACAUACACAGCCGUUGCAAUGGGCUACAGUUCCCCUUCUCCACUUGUGCACUCUGCUGAUCUAGCGGACCCUGAAACUAUGCAACCCGUCACCACGGCAGCUGAACCAGAGCAGUCCAGAACCUUUACGCCGGGUGAAAAAAUUCACUGUGAUACUCAGUCAAACCUGGCGGAGGAGGUAAACCCUACUGACAAACAGAUCACAACUAAUAACCUGGAUGUAGUAGAGCAAAAGAUGCAUAAAGUUCUCUGCACCUCAGAAAAAAAGGAUACAGUAAAUACAUUGCUAGCAGAGAAUUCAACUGUGGAGCAACUUGAGUCAUCUGUGAAAGAAAACAUGGAAUGCUCAAGGCAUUUGAUUGCUUCUCAGGGAAUUGUCACUGAUGGAGGACUUACAGGAGAAGAAGGAGGACAAGACAAUUCAGUGACCAAGUCACCUCACUCAACCAGUGAAUCCCGGACACUACCCGAUGAAACAUUGGAUGUAAGGAAUUCUGAUUGCUUGGGUUCAGUAGCUGAGAUGGACUUAAACCAGGAAUGCAGAAUAGUUGAAGAAGCCAAACAGGUGAAUCAAGAUGAGGAUUCAGAAACUAGCCACGAUGCCUCAGAGAGGGAUGAAGUGUUCAAAUGGAGGUUGGACUGCAUGGCAGGGAUGGACGCCCUCGUGGCUGCUGGCCUCAGCAUGGGUGAGCUCUUUGGUUUAGAGCCUGAGGUUCCCAGUGCCCCCAUAGCACCUUCAUUCCCUACAACCUCAACCUAUUACCCCGGCUCAGGGAUGCAUGGAAUAGCUCUGCUGAGUGAACUGGCUGAACUCGAAAGGCAGCGACAGAGCUAUGAUGGCACGAGUCAAGGGGAGGAUGAGGCUAUACUUACUCAUGACCUCCAGAGCCUCGCAACUAUUGCUGCUGCCCGUUCAUUGGUGGAGGCAGUACCACUUGAAAUGGAUGAUCCGCAAACUGACUUAGGGUCAAGCAGAUCUUAUGUAGUGCGGAUCCCAAGGGUGCUGAAUCUACGGCGGAAGUACUCAUGGAGUCCAAAGGCAGAGACGGUUUGUCCUCUAAAGGUUGCAAUUGAUGGAAUGGACACACAGGAGCUGGAAAUGAGAAUGAAACUAGCUGAACUACAGCGUCGCUACAAGGAAAAGCAACGAGAACUAGCCAAACUACAAAGAAGACAUGAUCAUGAGAGAGAUGAAAACUCAAGAAGCCCAGCAAGGAGAGGACCUGGGCGACCAAGAAAACGCAAACAUCUUUCCACGGUUCUUUCGUCUCUUGGACAGCUUAGUGAACUGGAGAAAUGUGACAGCAAAAAAGCUAAAUCCAUAAGGACAGGCCUGAGCCUCCUCUGUGAGGAACUGAGGAAUGAAGGGGAGCCCAAGAAGAAGAAAUGCAAACUUCCUGGGAGGGAAAGUAAGGAACAGGAGUACAGUGGAAAUAAGACUGGGUCAGAGAUGAAACCAAAAGCGAAAAAGGACACUCCUCAGACCAACCUCACAUCUAAGUUGGGAAAGUACAGCUCAAGGCCAAAGCAAAAGGUAUUGGGUAAAGCUGCAAAUAAAUCACACACAACAGCCAUUCUGAAAUCAGCCAACACCAGCCAUUUUAGGGGGAAAACAACAGCCCUGCCUGGCAAGAUUCAGAAACAACUGGGAAAAGCAAAGACCGCCUCAAUCCCACACAGCCAAGAGAGAGCCAAGCAUAGUACAGCAACUUCUGAAAAGGCCUCAAAAAUAGAAUCAGGCGAAGAAGAUGGUUUAUCGACUAGUAAAGUUCCUUUUUCAAAAAGUAAAGCAGCUCAGAAGACUAACUCCGACAUGAAAAAGAAACCCGGAAUUCAACCAAAGAGACGGGCUGUUGGAGUCAAAGUGCAGAAAGCCACCAAUAAGAAGCAGAAACAGGAAGCUCAGGCAUUAGUGACUGAAAAGGAAUGGAUGUCCACAGAGAGUGAUGGCUUCUCUUCAGAUGCUGGUCAGCUAAUUUCUGAUAUGAGUGAAGAUGACAACAACUAUAACAGUGCUGAUGGCAGUGAUGCCAUCACUGAACUGCCAAUCAAAGACUCCAACCCGGGACUGCGCACAGAGUACUCAGCAAGUCUCACUGCAACCGACAUUGGUCCAUCACCUUCCUCUGUUGUGAAGCUGGAAGCCAAUCAAAAAGCAAAGAAAAAGAAGGAAAGGCAAGGCCUCCUCGGAACUCUUGGAUUUUCCAGCGCAGAUGGAGAUGUGAAGAUUAAAAAACGCCCUGCCAAGCAUGGCCUGGAAUCUAGCAAUGCAGUUAAAAAGACCGAGAAGCUGCCGGCCAUGAAGAAAAAAGCACUGAAAGCAGGGGAAAAGAAUAAGAAGAUGAAGAACUCCAAGGGGCCAGCGGAGGUGACGAUUUGGCACCAUUUUGAAUCUGAUCUGCGGCCCCUGCUGCAUGAUGGGAGAUUACUUCCUGGCGGUUCUUCUGUACCUGCAAAAUUGGCAUCUAGAAGGCAAACCAGGAAAGGUUCUGCCAAUAGAUGUAAAAAUGUCACCAGGAAAAACAAAGUGCUGCAAGCUACUUUUAAGAAAUCAAGUGGACUAUGCCUCUCUCAAAAAAGAGCAAACCCCACUGACCAUAAUCGGAACAGACUGAACAAACUAAAGAGCAAGCUGCCAGUGAAAGAGUCAAAGGGACGAGCUGUCAGCAAACUAUUGGAAAGCUUCGCUGCAGAGGAUGAUUUUGCAUUUGAUGAAGACAGCAGCUUUUCUGAGGAAGAUGAGAAUGCAUCUGUGAGCUGUUCGGCAGAUUUGUGCGUCCCUCAAUCCUGUACCAUCAGUAAAGAAGAUCUCAAGGAAGGACUGCGCAUUCUCAUACCAAAGGAAGACAAAUUACUGUAUGCAGGAUGUGUCAAAAUUCUACAAUCACCUGACAUUUACAGUGUUGUGAUUGAAGGAGAAAGAGGAAACCGACAGAGAAUCUAUUCCCUGGAGCAACUGCUGCAGGAAGCGGUACUUGAUGUCAAACCAUCCUCAACACAGUUCCUGCCGCCAUCUACCAGGGUGUGUGCUUACUGGAGUCAGAAAUCCCGCUGCCUCUAUCCAGGAACCAUCAUCCAAACAGGUAGUAGCAGUGAAGAGGAAGAAGAGGAGGAUGCAAGUGAUUUUGUCACGGUGGAGUUUGAUGAUGGUGACGUGGGGCGAAUUUCUCUGUCAAAUAUCCGUCUCCUCCCUCCAGAUUAUAAAAUCCAGUGUACAGAGCCUUCCCCUGCACUGCUGGUAUCUAAUGGGAGACUCCGGGUUAGGAAGUUGCCCAGUGAGAAGCGAGAAAUUGCAGAAAGCAGCCAGAACCACACAUUGAAUGGGAAAAAUUCUUCAGAAUUAAGCAAAAGCUCUGGCAAGAAGACGUCAGUAAAAGGGAAAGCUGGUAAAGGAGUUUUGAAUACCGAAGUUUCAACGUUGCUGAAAGCUGGGCACAUGCUCAGUAAAAAGACAGAUGUACUGAUAAAUUGGCCAGGGAUCAUCCAGACAAAGAAAAGGAAUUCCAGUAAGAGUACGACUGCUUUAGAAAAUCUGUUUCAAUUGAAUGGCAGCACAAAGAGAAUGAGGGGUAAAGAACGGUUCCUUCCAGUGCAAGGCCUUCCUCCUCCAAUUUUUAGUGGCGGCUUUGAAGUCGACUCUUUCAGCAGCAUUGCCAACACCUUUGCUUCCUUUGGAAGCAGUUCAAGUCUUGCACCUAAUCCUAAGGCCCUAAAGUACAGAAGAGUGGAAAAAAUGGAUGUAUCAGUUCCAAAAGGUGGUAAGAGAAAAACAGGAGCAGAAUAUCUGGUUAAACUAGAUCAUGAAGGCGUGACAUCUCCGAAAACAAAAAAUGGAAAAGCCUUGCUCAUGAGCGAGAAGGAAUUUGGAGGAAAAGUUGCCACUGGCUACUCCCAGCUGAGCAAGGAGCGAAACGGAAGGAUUGAACUUCUGAAAGGAAAGCAUGCUCAACUUCAGAACCUUCCUAUGAGCUUAGCAAUGAAUGAAUAUACUGGUCAGUCAGAGUUUGGCAUGGAUUGUGACACUGACAGCCAUAGUUCGUACUCUUAUGAUGAGGAAGAAAAUAGAAACUUGCAACAGAGUGUUACAUCGAGAUUUAUGACUAGGCUGUCUGUCUCUUCAUCAUCUUCUGCAUCGUCAUCAUCUUCAACAUCUGGUUCUACCUCCACUUCCAGCUUGUGUUCAUCAGACAAUGACGAUUCAUCCUAUAGCUCUGAUGAUGAUUCUACAGUCUUGCUGCAGACUUGUAUGACACACCCUGUGCCUGCAAUGCUGACCCCCUCAGACCCACGACAAACAGAGCCAAAAAUGUCGCCACCCUCCUUCUCAGUCAAGUCUGUGAUGCCUGCGAAUAAGAUCAAAUUAAAAAGACAGGAAGAAUUCCGACUUCAAAAGGCCAAGGAGUUAUCAAAGAGACAGAGAUUACCAUCAGUGGAAAAUCGCCCGAAAAUCUCCUCCUUUCUCCCAGCUCGACAGCUCUGGAAGUGGUCUGGGAAGCCAACUCAGAGACGAGGGAUGAAAGGCAAAGCAAAGAAACUUUACUAUAAAGCCAUUGUGAGAGGGAAGGAGACAAUUUGUGUCGGCGAUUGCGCAGUGUUCCUCUCUGUUGGACGCCCAAAUCUUCCGUACAUUGGCCGGAUUGAAAGCAUGUGGGAAUCCUGGGGAAGCAACAUGGUGGUUAAAGUGAAAUGGUUUUAUCAUCCCGAGGAAACAAAAUUGGGCAAAAAAUGCAAUGAUGGCAAGAAAGCAUUGUACCAAUCUUGUCACGAAGAUGAAAACGAUGUACAGACUAUCUCCCAUAAGUGUCAGGUGGUCAGUUUGGAGCACUAUGAACAAAUGAUAAAAACCAAGAAGUACCAAGACAGCCAGGACCUUUACUAUCUGGCAGGAACGUACGACCCUACAAUAGGCAGAAUCCUUAAUGCAGAUGGAGUGCCAAGUCUCUGUUAAAAACAAAAUGUAUGAAUUAAUGUAAAGUCUGGAUUUGCACCACACUAACAGGGAUUGAGAAACCAUUCUGAUUUAUUAAAAAAAACUAACUAACCCAAUGAACUUUUCAAAUGAUGCAAGAUGGACAGGAUCUGGAAACUUGUUAUCAAUACUUUGAGGCUCACAUGUAGUCCUGGAAUCAUUAGCAGUGAUCUCUUAAGUGGUUUGCAAAAUGGUUUUUUUUUGGAUACAUAACAAUUAAGCAGCAUGGUUUUUGGAUGCAAAAGAACUAAGCCUUUCUGGGGAUCAGUAAUACUGGAUUUACCAAAGUGGAACACUUAGGGCAUCAAGUAGGCUGGAAUUUCAAUGCAUGACUUCAAGGCAUCACUGGGUCGACCAGGCUGAAUUUGCACACGAGAGCCUCAAACAAUGGGGAAGCAAGGUUUUAGAGGUGAGCGCUGGGCCUCAAAGAAUCAAUGAAGCUGGAAUGGACGCAUGGGAACUGGACCUUGAUGAGAGCAGGUUUCAACCAUGGGUCAGACAGCAUGGAAUUUAUUUCAGUGUGUGAGUGGGCGUGUGUGUGCGUGUGCAAGUGUGUAUGUGUGCGGGCGAGUGUGUAUGUAGAUUGGAGAAAGAAGAAAAAUGAGCAUCAUACAAGCCAUACACUCCCAGUACCUCUGUCUGCUUUCGACUUUGCAAAGCAGAAUCAGGUCGAACAUGUUUUUGUUGUUACUUUGUUUCCUGGAGAGUUUUGUAAAAACCCAGGAUUUUUUUUUAAUGCAGUGCAUUACUCAGCUCAGCUGAGGCUGCUUGUUAGCUGGAACUUCUGAAGAAAACAAAGAAAGGGAAAAAAAAGACUUGACUUUGAAGAAGACUGUUUUCUUACCUAAGACAGUUUGUGGCAUCAUUCUGUCAGACUAAUUCUAACCUCUUAACUGAACAGUAGUUGAGCGAUUCGCUCUGUGGAUUAAAUGUUCCCUUUUUUAAAAGUGAUGGGUGGAGAGAAUUAUAAUCCCUAUUGCUGAAUAUUGUAUAGAAUUCUGCACACAUUUAGGGAAUGGUCAGCCAUGUUUGUUCCCUCACUGUUGCACAGAUGUUAAAGAGACAGUCUCCCUUUUAGUGGCUUAUGCGGGCUAUGUAUAAAAAGCUUCUAAGACUGAUACAAAGAGCAAUUCCACAUGAAAUAAUGUGGUCAACACUUUGAAGAGAAUCUUCUCGUAGUACACCUGUUACUUUCUGUCACCUGUAAACAAUGGAAAUAUUACUAUUGGAAGUGGAAGAUAAGACUAAAACAUACUAAUGGAUUACAAUAGAACUCUGAAGGCUAAGGCUGCAUCUGUUUUGCUGAAAUGACUCAUAAGGCAUUACAAUUUUUCAUAAACAUCUAUUUCAUCUAUCCAGUUUAUAAAGAUUUUUUGAAACUAUAAUUGGGAAGAAGUCCCACCCAUGAGUCAUAGAGAAGUUAAACUAUAGAAAGUAAGCCAUGUUGAUUGGAAAAGUCAAAGUCUUUGGAUUGCUUUAGUUGCUAUUUUAAACAAGCAUUAUGGAAAGACAGCCAGAAGAUCCUUUAAAACCACAGUGUUCCCUAAUAUAUCACCCGUGGACCUAUGGCUAGGGUUGUUCCAGCUUCUCUUUGUGUUCUCCUUUACAUCAGAUGCCUCGGAGGUACCAAUAGACUUCCUUACUCAUGGUGGAGAUCAUUGUCCCCUGAAUUAAGAUCUGAAGGUGGUUAGAUUUCUAAAACAUGUCAAAGUUGAUCACAAACUCUUUUGACAUAAAUAGGCGAACUCAUGAGGAACAGGGCUAUGGUGAGCUGUAAAUCAUUGCAAUAGUUACAAAUGCUAAUCAAAUAUCAAAGUUCCCUAUUUAUCCAUUUAUGAUCCAAGUAUAAUAACUAAGGAACAGAAGGUGUAGCUGAGUGUGUGUAACCUUGGCAAUUAUUAGGCGACACAUUUGUCAUUUUUACUUGCUGCUUUAUUCCAUACCUGCAAGCCCACUACUGUCAAAAACCGUGACUCGAGGUUUACCUAUUCCUGUUCUACCAAAGUGUGACUUUAUGUCAAUUCACUUUAUGGGGCAUAUAAUCACAUACAUAUUAUAUCAGGGAGCAUAAAAGCAGAAAACUCUAAACUGGAAGUCUGUACCAGAGAGUAACAGAAAGUUGAAAAACUAAAUCUGAAAUUUGAAACACGAAUAUGCAGCAAUAUUGUUGUAUUCCUAGCUGAUGUUACUAUCCAACAAUCCAGAUCACAAACUCAAAUUUGGCUUAAUAUGUUUUAAUGAAAAUCAAACGCACAAUUCUGCAGAUUCAGGUUUAACAAUGAAAGAAAUUUAUUAUACAAAAUAAAUUAAGAUAAAAUAGAAUACAGUCAUAAUAAUUAGAAACAACACAAGCUUAAAGAGUUUGAAACAAUAACAAUACAAUUCCACUAAUCCUGAAAGCAUUACUUUACAGUACUCACGUGACAGAGAAUAUCCUUAUCUUUUACAUUCAUAGGGCUUAAUUUGAUUGUGGCUUCAAUUCCCUAUCUUGAACAUCUGAUUGCCUCUACCUGGAUCCCUCAUACAACAGAACAUAGAUUUACACUAAAACAAAAGAGAAGGAACUGUUGGUGCUGAAACAAAAACAGAAAUUGCUGGAAAAAUUUAGUUCUGAAGAAGGGUCAUUGGAUCCAAAACAUUAACUCUCCUCUCUGUCCACAGAUGUUGCCAGACCUGCUGAGUUCUUCCAGAAAUUUCCAGUUUUGGUUUUGAGCUUAGACUUUCUUGGCUUUAAAUAACUUCUUCAAUGUUGUAACUAGACAUUUCUAGUCUGUAGCAUUAAAACAUUACAAUUGGUUACCUCAGUGUAAGGAGUUUUGUUUUCAUAGAAUCAUCGGGAUUCUAUGAUCUGUGAAGACAAAACUCCUGACACUUAGGUAACCUAUUUCCUCAUGUUAUAAACUAUCUUCUUUCUUUAGCAGCAACUGUGUUACACAUCUAGUUCUAGCCAAGACUUCUACAAUAC
This is a messenger RNA of Hemiscyllium ocellatum (epaulette shark), 12002 nucleotides long. It is a transcript of the gene bahcc1b, whose product is annotated as BAH domain and coiled-coil containing 1b. Gene Ontology annotation, molecular function: chromatin binding. NCBI's taxonomy places the organism in Eukaryota, Metazoa, Chordata, Chondrichthyes, Orectolobiformes, Hemiscylliidae. The transcript is spliced from 29 exons. The record is from RefSeq and is a predicted model, not a curated record. The coding region runs from base 677 to 9016 and encodes 2779 amino acids.